AUGUUCAGUUUCUUUAAAAGUUCCAAAAAAUCUCCGGUGGUAUCGCCGACACAUGAAUCAAAAGAAGAUGAAAAUAAACAGAAAGCAGCAGAUGAUUUUGUGUUGAUUGGAGGUGGACAGAAUCGCAAUUCAAUGCCACUUUACCCUCCAAUAUCUUCAGGUGGUCCAGUGGCACCUGUGCCUUCUGCUGCACCACAUCAUGCGCCAUUUGAAAGACAGUACUCAAUGCAAAUUGCCAACUACACACAAAACGUUCCUUUUAAGCUUAAUCCCGCAUUAUGUUCCAACGACGACACAGAUUUUCUCGAAUUUCAACUUAAGGAAAUAUCGCAGACGAUCAGCAAGAUGUCAUCAUCAGUGGACUACGAUUUCAAAUUAGAAAGAGCCAUCAUUGAUCAAAAUUAA
Messenger RNA from Clunio marinus, 405 nucleotides. The record is from the annotation of a GenBank genome assembly. NCBI's taxonomy places the organism in Eukaryota, Metazoa, Arthropoda, Insecta, Diptera, Chironomidae.